This is a messenger RNA of Prosopis cineraria, 947 nucleotides long. RefSeq names its product disease resistance protein RPV1-like. The coding region runs from base 29 to 502 and encodes 157 amino acids. Gene Ontology annotation, biological process: signal transduction. Lineage: Eukaryota; Viridiplantae; Streptophyta; Magnoliopsida; Fabales; Fabaceae. The transcript is spliced from 3 exons. The record is from RefSeq and is a predicted model, not a curated record.
UUAAUUUUCAUGCAACUUCGUGAGUCUGAUGAGAUUAUCAUGGCACAGCAAGCAGGAUCUUCUUACAUCACUUACAAAUGGACUUAUGACGUCUUCCUUAGUUUUCAUUGGCAAUCUCCACGAAGCUAUGCGCCAAAGAGGAAUUCGUGCCUUUAUUGACGAGGAAGGCAUCAGAACUGGAGAAGAAAUCAGACCUGCACUUUUACAUGCCAUACGAGAAUCCAGAGUAGCAAUCAUAGUUUUCUCCAAAAACUUUGCUGGCUCGAGAUUUUGCUUGGAAGAACUUGCAAAGAUUCUGGAGUGCUACAAGAAAGAAGGUCGACUGAUUUAUCCAAUCUAUUAUUAUGUGGAUCCAUCGGAGCUUCGACGUCCAAGGGGAAGCUAUGCAAAAACAUUGGCGAGACUAGAGAGACAAUUCAAAGACAAUAACGAGAAGGUGGAAACAUGGAGAUUGGCUUUGUUCCAAGCAACUAACUUGGUGCAAGGAAGAACGGGACCUUGACUAGAAUUAAAGGCAAGGAAUAUUUUGAGAAUUUGAAGCUUCAACAAGAUGGAGACAUGAUGUAUUUCUAAGUUUUCAAGCCAGUGAUCAUUGUUCCCGCUUUUUCAAGAACAAGUUAUAUGAUGCUUUAUGUGAGAACAAUAUUAGGGCUUUCAAUGCUGAAUUUAGGAAGGAUGAAGGUAUUCUCCCAGCUGUGGUUAGAGCAAUUGAGGAUGCCAGGAUUUCAAUUAUCAUAUUCUCUUCAUCUUAUGCUGAUUUCACAUGGUGUCUUGACGCGCUAGCUAUAAUCAUGGAUUGUAUAAAGACAAAGUGAAAAUUGGUUUUCCCAAUUUUCCGUGAAGUAGACCCUUUAAAAGUAAGACAUCAAUUUGGAAGUUUUGGAUUAGCAAUGUUUGAGCAUGUAGAAUAUUUAAAGAAUGACAUGAAAAAGGUGUAGAGGUGGAAG